UGUAAAUAAAUUCAAAGUAGAGAAAACUUAUAACAAAAACUAAAAAAAAUGGCAUAUUACUUCGAGGAGCCGGGAGACUACGCAGUAACACCAAUGCUCAUUUCGCCCUGCGGCCCAGAGAAAUACUGUGAGGCACCUCCAAUAUGUUAUUCCUGCCUACCUCACUGUCCGAAAGGACAAAUGGUAUAUUACUGCGAUAAACCUCAAUGCACAAAGUCACCGAGAAGAAGAGAUGACCCUUGCAAUGAUAUUCCUGAAAAGCCAAAUUCACAUUACAAACGUCAACUCUCGCCUCCUACAAAGGAGGACUGUUGUCCCACGUGCAAUAAUCCUUGCAAACCAAUAAAAACGAAAUAUGUAAUACCGUGUUAUCGGUACGAAGAUGGACGAAUCGUGCGACAGUUACCGGUAUCUGCAUUCAAGCGGAAUGGUAUGCAAGACCAAGAGCAUUCUAGGUUAUUGGGUACUGCAAACUUUCUAAAACGAUGUCCUCGUGACGUAACAAUAGAAUGUGAAGUUAGUCCUGUGCAAGUGAGAGACCCCGUUAAAGUACCGAACUAUAACCACCCAUUAGACCGUCGUUUACUUAAGAAGGAACCUGUUGAAGUAUUUUUAGAAGAUGUUAUGGAUGACUGCAACUAAGUUUAAAGUUAACUCAUAAUGAAUAAAGUUAAUCAGCCUACAGUUCUAAUGCGCCGCGCAUGCGAGGUUGCCGUGGGCGCUCGGCCU
This is a messenger RNA of Pararge aegeria (speckled wood butterfly), 729 nucleotides long. RefSeq lists its product as uncharacterized. The record is from RefSeq and is a predicted model, not a curated record. The coding region runs from base 49 to 642 and encodes 197 amino acids. The transcript has 3 exons. Lineage: Eukaryota; Metazoa; Arthropoda; Insecta; Lepidoptera; Nymphalidae.